Aspergillus tanneri is the source of this 1719-nucleotide messenger RNA. Its product is annotated as putative C6 transcription factor. The record is from RefSeq and is a predicted model, not a curated record. Gene Ontology annotation, molecular function: DNA binding; zinc ion binding. Lineage: Eukaryota; Fungi; Ascomycota; Eurotiomycetes; Eurotiales; Aspergillaceae. Gene Ontology annotation, biological process: DNA-templated transcription. The coding region runs from base 1 to 1719 and encodes 572 amino acids. The transcript is spliced from 6 exons.
AUGAACCCUAAAUGUACUGGGCGUCCGUCACCUUGCAAGGCAUGUCAGAACACCGAAGCGGAAUGUAUAUUCGAUGAAACCCUCGACCUGAGACGUAAAGUCGCCGCCAAACGAACACUUGGAGAGUUGGAGUACUACCGAAGUUUGCUGAAAUCUCUGCUGGAGUCGAUCAGAUCAUCCACAGAAGAAAAGCUCCAUCACAUUUUACAUACCAUAAGGAACAGUCCCUCCUUAAAUGACGUCGCCUCCGUUAUAGACGCACCAGCCAUAGAUAGAAGUGACGUGAGAUCAGAAAGUCUUAAAGGCAUAAGCAGUGCAGAGGAUGCCAUCGUGCAACAAGAACGACUGUCAGCAGAUGCCCACUCCCGGAUAGCAUUGGAGAAGCUUUGUGAUAUGCCACUGUUCCAAGUCCCGGCCAAACCCUGGACAAGAAUCACUGUUGACAAUCAUCUUGUUUCACAUUUGGUCUCUUUAUACUUCACAUGGGACCACCCUCUGUCACAAAUUAUUGAUCAAAAUAUGUUCCUUGAACAUAUGAACAAAUGCGACACAAGCUCAGAAUUUUGCACUCCUCUGCUCGUCAACAGUCUCCUCGCUAUGGCAAGUGCCUACUCUGACUUCCCCGAAGUCUUCGCAACCCCAGAUGACGUAACCUCAAAAGGCAAACAUUUCUAUAGCGAGGCUGAGAGGCUGUGGAAAGCCGAAGAUGGGCAGGUGUCGUUGACCAAUAUUCAAGCUGUGACUGUUAUGAGCUGUGUCUUAAAGUUCCAAGCAAAGGAUCACGCAAGCUGGUUAAUGCUGAGGCAAGCUGUGCAGCUUUCACAAGAUUUUGGGAUGUUCCAAGUCCCAAGGACUGGCCAUCAAGAGUGGAAGAAGACACAUAUUAAUGUUCAAUAUGCCGGGAUUACAACGGCUUGGGGGAUCUUUGCUCUGAACUCGCAGAUGUCCUUGGAAUUGAGUAAGGUUGCAAACCUUGAACGCCCGCGAUUUAGACUAUUUAUGAGGGAAAAAUUUGAUGUCGACGUUGAGUGGGCACCAUAUCCCAGCUCAAACAAAACAGAAUAUGCCAAGAAGCCCGCUUUACUCCGUUCCGUUAUGGUGCAAAUGACAGAGCUAAUUGAAAUAAUUGUGGAGAUCCAAGAUUUGUUGUUUGAUAAGUCACUGGACUUAGGGAUUGACGACAUGUGGACAGCGGCGAACAAGUUGUAUAUCCGCCUAGGGUCGUGGCUGGAAAGACUACCAGAUUUCUUGCAGGUGGACGAGGAGCAGAUCCCACAGGUUCUGUUCUUGCACAUAAAAUACCACCACACAAUAAUCGUAUUGUCCAGAUUCUUUUUGAGACACGAAAAAUACGGAAGGUCGUCGCAUUCAUCCGAGAUUGGGCAAGUUCGGUCAACCCAGCUUCAAUCAGCUAACCAAAUCACUCGAUGCCUUCGUGUUCAGCAUGCCUCCUAUGGGCUUCGACAUAUACCACGGCAGAUGCUCGAGCCCACCAAUGACAGUGCCCUUGCCAUGCUAGUUGCCUUAGAGCACGAAGAGUUCCAAGAGUCGUUUAUAGAUUCAUUGCGGUUUCUGAUCGCCUUUAGCAAAAGGCUCCCCCAGGCCCGAGAUAUGGUGCGUAAUAUUGAAGAGACGGCUAGGGAAUUGAAAAUUCUAUUGCCAUUAGAGGCCAGUGCGGUGCUCGAUCAUAGAGAAUUAGAAUCCUCUCAAUGGCUGUGA